AUGGAAGUUAGGGCUCAGCUUCCUGCAGAUACUUCUGAUGCACUUUUAUGGAAAAGAAUCGAGCAGGCUAAGAAACUCUGGAAGCUCUUUGACGCAAUAUUUAUGGAUAAAAUUUAUCGAAUUCAUUCCUUUUCUUUAGCAAAGAACAAACUUCUUCAAAAUCUAGAGCGAGUAAAUAUUUCACCUGCAUCUCAACCAAUUCCUAAGAUAAAUUCAACUCAUGACUGCACCUACUAUUUUCAAAACAAGACAUUGGAUCAAUAUCCAAAUUUAUAUAGAGAAUUUAGUAGUGAAAAUUUUGAUUAUUAUGGCAUUACUGAUGAGACAUCAUGCCUAUUAUGCAAGUUAGGUCAUGAUAAUGAUGAAAGCAUAGAAGAUAGGUAUAAAGCAGGAUCUUACUUUAUUAAAUGUGAACAGCGUGAAAUUGAGAUAACUGCAUAA
Messenger RNA from Rhizophagus irregularis DAOM 181602=DAOM 197198, 441 nucleotides. The record is from RefSeq and is a predicted model, not a curated record. NCBI's taxonomy places the organism in Eukaryota, Fungi, Glomeromycota, Glomeromycetes, Glomerales, Glomeraceae.